This is a messenger RNA of Angiostrongylus costaricensis, 798 nucleotides long. NCBI's taxonomy places the organism in Eukaryota, Metazoa, Nematoda, Chromadorea, Rhabditida, Metastrongylidae. The record is from the annotation of a GenBank genome assembly.
AUGUCGCGGCGUGGUCUUAGUGAUCCACCAGGUCAGUUACGUUCAGUGUUUCAGGCUGUUGACUUGGGUCGCAUGGCAGCGGUGGUCUAUCCACGGACGCUUGUCGUAUUCGAUGUCGAACAGAAGAAAAAUGCAUCACAAGUUCUUCAAAUCAGCCGCGUAUCUAAAAAUGCCCUGGUCUCUUUUCGGUUUCAGACAAAUGCACCGACGAGGUAUAUCGUCAACCCUAACUGUGGAGUGAUUUCAGACAACAAGCCUAUCCCGGUGAGAAUUGAACUCGUUGGUAAUCGCUUUAAUCCGCAACAUAAGAUUGUGUUGCACGCUACUGAAAUAAAGGACAUUAACGAAUGGAAAACGGUUUGGGAUGAUCCCAAAAUGGACGAACCUGGCGCACACCAAGUGGUAUGGAUUGAAUUGAGUACUACCGUAAUGAAUCUUGAGCAAGCCCACAAUUUGACUGAGCUAGCAUGUAUGAAGGCUAAUAGUUCAGUCGUACAAUUACUCAGCGCCAGCAAUUCAAAGGGUGCUGCAAGAGUGAAGGAGUUGGAAGAUUUGAAAUCGAUGCUAGCAGCGGAUAACGAAACGAUACUAAAGAAUGUUGAGCAGACCAUAAAUUUAAAACAUGUGAUUGAAAAACAGUUGGCGGACAGAAAAUCAGAAGCUAGUGAUCUACAGAAGAAAGCAGAGAAGCUGUCCAUUGAAGAGAGCCAUUUAUAUGCAGAUUUGCUGCGUGAGGAAAAUGAGCUUCGAAUAGUGAAGGAACGCCGUGGAGGUCCCGACAACUGCGUCACCAUGUAG